GGUCAAGCUUCUCUUUCUCGCUUCCUAGCCCUCCGAGUCAAGUAAGCUUUCUUCCUUCCCUCAUUAGUUUUUCUUCAGUCUCUAUUUCUUUUUCCGGUAGAUGUCUUCUCCCGAUAGUCAGGAUAUUUCCGCCUCAGAUGCCCGCGCAUCUGAGGAACCUCUUUCUUCUUCUUCAUCGACCGGGUCACCUUCACCCGUUUCGAGAUCCCGGUCAGUUCCCAACCCAAAUAUCCCUGAACCGCGGCCUGUAAACCAGAUGCCCGGUCAGAUCUUUCAAGAGGGGAGUGAACCGGUCGAAGAUGAGCCGGCCCCCUAUGACCCUGAUAACGAAUCAUAUGAGGCAUGGGUGGACCGGUUGGAAACGGCCGGUUACUUUCCUCUUCCCACCAGUUACCCUUCAGAGAUCUACCCCCAUGUUUCCAAGAUCGCCCAAAACAAGGCCCGAAGGAACCUCCCGGAGGGAUAUGUCCUCGAAUACGACCCAAACUGGCCCAACAUCAUCACGCCUCACCGGGACGAUAGGGUAGGGUUCCAUAUCAUCUCCCUGGAGAGUGGCACUGUCUUCCCCCUUCGCCCCCUCCUGGUUGAGUUGUGCCACUGUUUCAAGAUCCUCCCCAGGCAAAUUACGCCCAAUGCCCACCGUUUUCUUAAUGCCUUUGUAAAUAUCUGCAUCCAUCUCAAAAUCGACCCUUCCCUUCGUUUUUUCCUUUACUUGUUUGAAGUUCUUCCCGGUAAGUCGGGUUGCGACGGCUAUGUCUAUUUCAAAUGCCGUAACGGUCGCCAAUUCAUUUCUGACCUCCCACAAAGCAACCGGCAGUGGAAGGAAAAAUUCGUUUUCAUAAAGUUCCCUACGGUUUCUCCUUUGGCCGGCAUACCAUGGAAUGACCACAUCCUGAAGCCGCAAUUUACUGAGCCGGCCACCGCCCCAGACUUGGAAGAGAGUCUAGAGAAGCUUCUCCGAGGGGACUCGUUCACCGGGCAAAUGUUUCAUUACGGGGCUUGGAUCUGGCGGGUCCAACCGGGUGGCCAGGGUACCCCCAUGGCUCAAGAAGCAGCGGGGCACGGGGUACCCGCCCCGGGCAACACUGCAGAGGCCGGGGGUCCCAGCCACCCAGACAUGAAUUUCAGGGCGUUCAACAUGCCGAAGACAACCGGUGGUUCUUCUUCCUCUGCCCCCAAAACUGUCCCGGUCCAGAAGGAGACAAUUGAAGUUCAUUCCGAGGAGGAAGCCCCUCUGACCGGGGGAGGUACCCAGACUGGCAAGGCACCGGUGAAUCCCUCCCCCAACAAGGGAAAAGGGAAAAAGAGAAUGAAGCAAGCGGCCACCACCCAUCCUUCGGUCAAGAAGAGAAGGGGAGAAGACCCCUCGGAUGAAGAGUCCUUGGAGGAACUCUGGGUCAAACUGACCCUCAAACUGAAAGGGGUAAUCUUCGUACUAACCGGCAUUUUCUCCCGGGUUUGCCUUUCAAUCUUCGUCUUAACCGAUGUUCUUUUCUAUAUGCAGAUGGGUGAAGUUAGGUCGGUUGUACUAGAGCAGCUCACCGAAGACUCCUCCUCCCGGUUAGCCAAGCUGGAGGAGAAAUUGAGGAGGUUCGAGGCCCACAACCGGGAGCUGAAGGAGCUGACAGCCCGGCAGGCAGAUGAGAUGGCCAACCUUUCGGCGAUCGCCGAAGGGGCUAAGGCGGAGACCCUCCAGCUGAAGGAGGAAAACCUGAAGCUGAUGGAGGACUUAGAGUCCAAGGAGCUGGAGUUCCCCAGUAGGGCCAGGCAAUGGGUUGGAGAGAACCUGGGCGAGACGGCCCGGGUGAUUACAUCUACCCCGGAAGUGACGAUGGAGGCCUUCAAGUUUAUAUACCAGGAGGAGCAGGGGAGGGAGAUGAUUACGCAGAUCGGGUCCUACGGUUUUAUGUCCGGGCAGAAAAGAGAUCGUGAGGCUACACAUGCAGUCCUGACAGAACGUGACCGGGCUUUCACCGCUGAAACCUACGGGUUGGCCCCCAUUCCCGAGGAAGAGCCUGAGCCCCCCUUCCCUUUGGAGUGAAAUCUCCCCGGCUGCGCCCGGUUACCUUUGUAAAAACUCCAAACUUGAAAUUUCCCCGGGGAUGCCCGGUGUACUUGUAAAACACUUAACUUCUUUAUUUUGUUGAAUGCCAUGUUCGUUUUCUUUACCGGUUAAUCCUUUACGUCUGCUUGUUUCUUGCUUGAUACUUUGUUAUUGCUUCUUAGAAUACCAUCAUAGAAACUCUGGCCGGUAGAAAUAUCAGGCCACUUCGCAAUUGUCUGUGACCGG
Messenger RNA from Cuscuta campestris, 2290 nucleotides. The record is from the annotation of a GenBank genome assembly. Lineage: Eukaryota; Viridiplantae; Streptophyta; Magnoliopsida; Solanales; Convolvulaceae.